UUUCAAAUAAAUGACUCGAAAGGCUGGAGAGGAGACGCACACAAUGGCCGAGACUUCUGCACGGACACACUGCRGAUGAAUUAACCUGUUUUCUUCCAAACUACUUUAAAAUAGUGUAGUUUCGUUCAGUCAGCGUUUUUCUUUUUCGGACUUUCACCACUACAACAAAACGAGGUCACCAUGCCUCCUACGACUCCCUAUGCAGGGAAGUUCAACUCUUGCCCUCCGUACAACAACAACAACCACGCUCAGCCUCAGAGCCCGUACCGGAGCAACACAGCUCCGAAACCUUCAAGAGAGAGCGUUUACAACGGCACCUACCCGACCGCGGAAAACCCCUACGACGUGCCGCAGCCUCACGGCGCGCACCGUAGCUCCUCGGUCUCGUCCGUGGCCGCCAAGGAGCACCGUUACGGCAGCAGCUGCACCAUUUCGGACAACCUUUACUCCCCGCCGCAGCCUCACAGCCCCCGCCAGCACAGCACGUCCUGUCCGGGCCGAGCGUAUCGGCACACGAGCGGCUGUGGCGGCGACCAGUCCUGCCGUAACGACGGCGCCUCGACGAAAGCUCGACUUUACGGACGUGGAAUCACUGCCAGCUACGGGGAGAUGUGUUAUCACGACAACAGUUUGGUUUCAGCUUCUCUUGAGGCGCUGAUCCAGCACCUGGUUCCCACUGUGGACUACUACCCUGAUAGGUCGUACGUGUUCACGUUCCUGCUGAGUUCACGCCUCUUCCUGCACCCGUACGAGCUCAUGACGAGGGUUUGUCACCUGUGUGUGGAGCAGCAGCGGUCUGGAGACGCUCUGCUGGAUAAGAUCCGCUUCCGUGACGUGGCGCCAAAACUGGUCCAGCUUUUGACCGAGUGGACGGAGACGUUCCCGUACGACUUCAGAGACGAGAGGAUGAUGCGCUGCCUUAAAGACAUGACGCUGCAAGUGGGCCGAGGGGACGAGUACUCAUGGCGAGCCAUGCAGCAGAUGACUCAGCGCCUCAUCAAGCGCCUGUCUGCCCUCGGCCAGUACGAGGAGGCCGUGGCGGCGCUCAACGCCGUGGCGCAGGAGCGUCCCGCUUCGCUGAAAAGCAAACAGGCUUCGGCUCAGCGAAGCGACAUCUUGAGCGUGUGCGACGAACCUUUCAUACUUGCCCAGCAGCUAACACACAUCGAACUGGACAGACUGAGCUUCAUCGGUCCUGAGGAGUUCAUCCAGUCGUUCGCCAUGAAGGAUCCUCUGGAGAACCAUAAGGGUUUUUUCCGCAAACGUAAAACUAGCAACCUCGAGGCCUACGUCAACUGGUUCAACCGGCUGAGCUUCUUGGUGGCUACUGAGAUUUGUAUGCCGGCGAAGAAGAAACACAGAGCGCGAAUUAUCGAGUUCUUCAUCGACGUGGCUCAGGAGUGUUUCAACAUCGGCAACUUUAACUCUCUCAUGGCCAUCAUCACUGGGAUGAACAUGAGUCCCGUCGCCAGACUGAAGAAAACCUGGAACAAAGUCAACACUGACAAGUUUGAAAUAUUGGAGCACCAGAUGGACCCUUCCAGUAACUUCAGUAAUUACCGCACUGCGCUCCGCGGCGCCACCCAGAGGUCUGAGACGGCACACAGUAGCCAGGAGAAGAUUGUCAUUCCUUUCUUCAGUCUCCUCAUUAAAGACAUCUACUUCCUGAAUGAAGGCUGUGCCAACAGGCUGCCUAAUGGACAUAUUAACUUUGAGAAACUGUGGGAGCUAGCAAAACAGGUGAGCGAGUUCCUGGUUUGGCGUCAGGUCAUUUGCCCGUUCGACAGAGACCGCCGCAUCCUUCAGUAUCUUGUCACCACACCUGUUUUCACUGAAGACGAGCUGCACCUGGCUUCAUAUGAGAGCGAAGGACCUGAGAACAACAUGGAGAAAGACAGUCGGAGGUCUCUCAGAUCAUCCCUUCUCCACCGAGAGAACCGAUCUUAAACGAAAGACUAUUGGUGUUUUAUUCAUUCCUGUCUCUGUGGUCAAAGUUUACAUCCUGGACCUAAAACCUGUCCUGUGGAACAAUGGACACAUCUGGGACAUCCUCACAAAUAAGCCUUUUAUCAAGUCUUUGAACUUUCAAGGAGCACGGAUGAUUCCUAUGUCAGGAAGAUCUUCAUGUUUAUUGAGUGUGUGAGACAUCACGACCCUCCAGCUUCAGCUGAAAUCAGUUUAACCCACUGAUACGAGAAGAACCGGGAUUCUUAUUUUUAAUAAGCUAUGCUCUGUCUGAAGGAGCUUACAGGACAUCAAAGGACGAGUGGAUUUAUAUACAGAACACAAAUGCUGGAGAACUUUGAACCAGUAGUUGUCAGAAUGAACCAUCACUGCUCACAUGAUAGAUCUGAAAACCACAGAACCUUAAAAUCAAAUCUGAAAAGAUGAAUUGAUUUGCUGUGUAAGCUAUAAAGUGUUGCCGUUUUACCUUUUUUUUUUGAAACACAAAAAGUACAGCAGUAACCACACAUCCACAGUUUGUACACAGCAUUUUAUCUGCAUUUGAACAUCUCGUGGUGUCUGCACUUUGACUAUUUGUGGUUUCAAAAUUGUGCAAGUGGAAACAAUAUCAUGCAUAUUCAACCAAAAAAAUGCACUUUUGUGUGUUUUUUUUAUGUGGAUUAUAGGAUUCUGUGACUCUAACUGUACCAGUCUUUCUGUGUUUAUGGCAUUAAGCUGCAUUUUAUAUCAAAAGCCUAUAAUGUGCUUUAUUUUUAUUCGUUUAUGAGUUUCACAAUGAGCUUGUUGCUGGUUGGCUGGCUCUGUGGUGGAAGCUUUUAUACCAGUUCAUGUAUUACUAAACAAACAAAAAAGAAGUAUUUGUGGAAAGAAUGAAGCACAAACUGAUGUAAUUAUAUGUGUAUACUCUUAUUUUUUUAAGCUUGCGAUCAUGUGGGAGUAAUAUUUUAAUAUCCUGCUACGAGUGAUGGUGAUGCUUUGUUUUUAUGUUUUAAAGGCAUUCCUUUAACGUGUCUUUUUAUUGUGUAUUUUUUGUGCAUCUUUUGUGCUAGAAGAGGGGUACAUUUAAUAAAAAUGAAUAGAAUGACA
Molecule: messenger RNA, 3051 nt
Organism: Austrofundulus limnaeus
Lineage: Eukaryota; Metazoa; Chordata; Actinopteri; Cyprinodontiformes; Rivulidae
Product: ras-GEF domain-containing family member 1B-B
Exons: 14
Coding region: 181-1947 (588 amino acids)
Biological process (GO): Ras protein signal transduction
Cellular component (GO): plasma membrane
Molecular function (GO): guanyl-nucleotide exchange factor activity
Source: RefSeq, a predicted model, not a curated record